AUGUUAAAUCAGCAAAUGAAGAAAUAAGUAGGGUCAGUUCAUCAAUAAAAGUCGGAAGAUAUGAAUCGAAGAGUCGUAACAGAGAUGGAGGAGAUGGAUCAAGAGAUGAAAACCUUGCAAGACAUCUCAAAUCUAAAAGCUCAUUUGAAGAUGAAUCAGAUUGUGAAAUAACCCUUCAGGAAAAAUAAAGAUGAACCUAUUACAUCCUUUUAAGUUGCAAAAUUUGAGAAUCAACUAAAAUAAAUACAACAAUAGACUAUCAAAUAGUAGAUACGCAAACCACUCUCGAUUGAAAAGAACAGUGCUAAAUCAGUGUUGAUGCCAACAUCCACUGAGAGACAUGAUUAUACCAAUUUCACAUACACAAAUCUGAAAGUUGUUGGAAGCGGAUCCUUUGGUGUUGUACACAAAGCUAAAGUAAAUGAGACAGGGGAAUUUGUGGCAAUAAAAAAGGUCUUACAGGAUCGAAGAUAUAAAAAUAGGGAGUUGCAGAUAUUGUAAGAAUUAGAUCAUGUCAAUGUUCUCAAAAUGAAACAUGCAUUCUACACUCCUGCUGAAAACAAAGAUGAAAGCUACCUUCAUGUUGUAAUGGAGUACUUUCCUGAUACUCUUUACUCCUUCAACAAAUCGUUUAUAAAGGAUUUUAAAAAGAUGCCUGAUGUUCUAGUCAAGUUAUUUAGUUACUAAUUGUUAAGAUCGAUUGCAUAUAUUUCAUUAUUGGGUAUAUGUCAUCGAGAUAUCAAACCACAUAAUGUUUUAGUUAACCCAGAGUCCAAUAAAUUAUAGUUAUGCGAUUUUGGAAGUGCAAAAAAAUUAAUUAAAGGAGAACCUAAUAUAGCUUAUAUAUGCUCUCGAUGUUAUAGAGCUCCUGAAUUGAUUUUCGGAGCAACAGAUUAUGACACUCAGGUUGAUGUUUGGUCAGUAGGUUGUGUUAUAGCAGAAUUAAUUAAUGGAGAACCACUUUUUUUGGGAGACUCUGCUGUUGAUUAAAUGGUUGAGAUUGUUAAGGUACUUGGAACUCCCACAAAAGAAUAAAUACUAAGUAUGAAUAGGGAUUAUGAUGUAUUAUCAAAUUAGUUUGCUAAAAUCAAACAAAGAAAAUGGAAUAAAGUCCUAAAAACAAAAGAUACCAAGGCCAUCGAUUUAGUUUCAAAAUUACUCACUUUCUGUCCAAAGACUAGGCUUACACCAUUUUAGUCUUUAGCUCAUCCUUAUUUUGAUGAACUGAGAGACAUUGGUUAGUUAAAAAGCCUAUAAAAUUAGAUGAAGAUUAGCAUUCCAGAACUUUUCAACUUCUCUAAUGAAGAGAUGUGUAGAAUGACGUAAUAAGAAAUGAUUCAAUUAAUACCUGAUUGGUAUGGAAUUUCAUCUAAAAUAGUCAAAACAGAAUGUUGA
Messenger RNA from Paramecium tetraurelia, 1395 nucleotides. RefSeq lists its product as uncharacterized. Gene Ontology annotation, cellular component: cytoplasm. Gene Ontology annotation, molecular function: protein serine/threonine kinase activity; ATP binding. The transcript is spliced from 5 exons. NCBI's taxonomy places the organism in Eukaryota, Ciliophora, Oligohymenophorea, Peniculida, Parameciidae. The record is from RefSeq and is a predicted model, not a curated record. Gene Ontology annotation, biological process: protein phosphorylation; signal transduction.